AUGCCGGCCGCCGAAGCAUCCCCCGUCGCACCUCCCGAGUCCGGUUCUGUCAAGAUGGAAGACCGGAAGAGAGCUGCCACACAUGAUAAUGACUCGGCUCCCCCCUUGAAGAAACAGGCCACUUCGGUCAAUGGUGGCAGUAAGCCCCAUCCCGAUGCUGAUAUGCCCUGGAAAGAUGAUCUCGAGCGAUUUCAAAAGGACGCCAUCUGGCGUCAAAUGCAGGAGUACAAACGUGAUAAGGUAUCCCUGGAAGCGAAAUUAAAGGAGUCGUCGAAGGCCACCGCCUACCACGGCGACCAUCUUCGUAUAAUCGAUGCAUGGUAUACUCAACUGAUUGACGAGGUCAAGCUCCUUCUUGGUAGCGCUGAUGAAAGUAGCAAGGAUCGCUCGUCAUUCCAGAGCGCGCUGCAGUUUGAAGACGUGGAUAAUUUUGAACAGCAUCUGAAGUCCCGUUCUGAUGACAUACGUGACAUUAUCUCCCGCCUUGUCGCCAAGUCUCCGACAAGUCCUCCCGAGGUGUCGAAUCUGCAGUCUCAACUUGCGAGGAAACUAGCCGAAGAGAAAGCAACCCUCGCGGAACUCAAUAAAGCGCUAUCCGAAAAGCAGCAGUUGGAAGAAAGUCUGGAGGAAGCUUCGCUACGGUACAUGGUUGCCGAAAAGAAACUUGAUCGCGCAAGGAGCUUGACUGUUGCCAAAUUAGAAAAACAGUAUAUAUUAGGCGCUCAGCGACCGGGUGGUGAUAGUGCAUCUGGUAAUCGUGAAGAGCCACCAGCGACGAAUGGCGCCACGCCUACGAGUGAACGGACACCAGACUCCGAUGAGACUUACAGCAAAUUGGCAGCCGUUUCCGAGAAGCAGAAAGAGCAAAUCCAGAAAUUGGAAGCUGAGAACGCCAAUCUACUCAGUCAGAUCACGGAGAUCAGUAUCAAGAAAACGAAACUCACCGACGAUGACUAUGCACAUACAGAUUUGUUCAAACAGUUGAGAUCUCAAUACGAGGACGUGGUCAAGCGGAUAAACAAUUUAGAGGCAAUUAACGUACAGCUUCGUGAGGAGGCAGCGAAAUUACGGUCCGAACGGACGGCAUACCGCAAUCAAGUCGACGAAGAGACACAAAUCGUUGUGGCUGAGAAGGAGGCACAAUUGGUGAAAACCGAAAACGAUCUGGCACGGAUACGUAACACACGCGAUGAGCUUUUGGCCGAUCAGCAGAUGCGGAAGUCCGCACAGGAGCAAGAGAGAACCGCGACACUCAAGAUCCAAGAGCUUGCGGACGCUGGAAAAGCUCAAAUCGACGCGUUAGAAUCGGAAGUUGAACGGUUACGGAUAGAACUUGGGCGAGAGAAAAGCGGGCAACCGGAUAUCAAUGACAUUGCAGCUGAGGAGCUGCGUACAAAGUACAACAAUUUGGAACGCCAAUAUACGAUGCUCAAUACGGAAUUAGCGUCUAUGCAAACUGCCUGCAAGAAGUAUUCCUCAUUGGCAUCUCAGAAAGUUGCCGAAUUCAGCGCCAUGGAAGAGAAGAUGUCACGCCUCGCGGCGGAAAAAUCCAAGGCAGACCAGAAAUAUUUCAGCGCGAUGAAGAGCAAGGAGGCUAGAGACAUGGAAGUUCGAACGCUGCGAAUGCAAAAUUCGAAGAGCUCUGAUAUCGUUUCUCAGCUAAAGGAAUCAGAAGCGACAACCCGGUCUUUACUUGCCAACAUGGAAAAGCAGGUCAGCGAGACCAAGGAAGCAUUAAACAGCAUAGUGAAUAAAUACCACGCGUCGCAGCAACAGGUUACGGAAAACAACAUCAUAAUGGAAGGAUUGCGAGGACAGAUUACCGAGCUUAAGGCACUGUCCGUUUCCAAGGAUUCAACUCUGGCGUCGACGUCGAGCGCUUGUCGUCGAGCUGAAACGGAGGUCGAGGGACUCAAGGCAUCACUUGCAGAUACGAAAAAGAGUCUGGACAACUGGAAGAAUAAGAGCCUUGGGAAUUCUUCCUCGGAGUAUGAGAUGCUCAGAUCACUCGCUAUCUGCACAGUCUGCCGCAAAAACUUCAAGAACACAGCGAUCAAAACAUGCGGGCACGUCUUCUGCAAAGAAUGCGUGGAAGAGCGCCUCACGUCUCGUUCUCGGAAAUGCCCGAAUUGCAACCGAUCCUUUGGCAAUAAUGACUAUAUGCAUGUCACGCUGUGA
Molecule: messenger RNA, 2178 nt
Organism: Aspergillus mulundensis
Lineage: Eukaryota; Fungi; Ascomycota; Eurotiomycetes; Eurotiales; Aspergillaceae
Product: E3 ubiquitin-protein ligase BRE1
Exons: 5
Coding region: 1-2178 (725 amino acids)
Cellular component (GO): HULC complex; nucleus
Molecular function (GO): ubiquitin protein ligase activity
Source: RefSeq, a predicted model, not a curated record